Sphenostylis stenocarpa is the source of this 282-nucleotide messenger RNA. The record is from the annotation of a GenBank genome assembly. Lineage: Eukaryota; Viridiplantae; Streptophyta; Magnoliopsida; Fabales; Fabaceae.
AUGGACAAGAACAUGUUAGCCGAUUUGGAAUCGCUUCCUGAGGCAGAUAGGCAAAGAAUGUCUGGCAUGAUGGAACAACUCCAAAUCCGUGACAGUCUGAGAAUGUAUAAUGCACUGGUUGAGAGAUGCUUUACUGAUUGUGUUGACACAUUUAAGCAUAAAUCCCUGCAAAAGCAAGAGGAAACGUGUGUUCGAAGAUGUGCAGAGAAAUUUCUGAAGCAUUCUAUGCGGGUUGGCAUGAGGUUUGCUGAGCUCAACCAAGGAGCUGCAACGCAAGAUUGA